This is a messenger RNA of Brassica napus (rape), 1038 nucleotides long. RefSeq lists its product as uncharacterized. The record is from RefSeq and is a predicted model, not a curated record. Gene Ontology annotation, cellular component: peroxisome. Gene Ontology annotation, molecular function: RNA nuclease activity. The transcript has 2 exons. The coding region runs from base 319 to 825 and encodes 168 amino acids. Gene Ontology annotation, biological process: regulation of gene expression. NCBI's taxonomy places the organism in Eukaryota, Viridiplantae, Streptophyta, Magnoliopsida, Brassicales, Brassicaceae.
AAUCUCUCAUCUGGUUUCGAGAUGGAUAUAAAGAAGGAAGAAGCUUUGGUCGCGGCCGAGGUCAAGGAUGCGGAUGAUGAAGUUGACUACGAUGAUGAUUAUUAUGGUGAGAGUGACGGAGAGAGUGGCGAUCCACUGUCAUCAGACGAAGAAGAAUCGAGGCGAGAAGAUUUGCUUGGGUAGUUGGGUUGAAGAUGGGUGAGAAGCAAUUCGUUAAAGCCCCCAUUACAGUCUUUUGGGAUGUUCGGAGUUGUGGAAUCCCUGAAGAUUGUGAUGCUUCUAGGGUCGUAACAAAUAUAAGAUUGGCUCUCCAUACGUAUGAUCCGUUUCUUCGGUUAUGGGGAUUGUAAUCUUACCCCUAGGAAAGUCAAUAACUCCAUUUGUCGCAGCGGCAUUACCUACCUACACGUAGAUGCAAACGGAGAUAAGUAUGCAGACUUUAGCAUUAUAACUGCGGAAAUGUUAUCCCGGGCACAAGAGUUUCCUUUCCCUACAAACUAUCUGCUAAUCUCGGGAGACACUAACUUAUCUAUUACUCUUAAUCUAUUGAAGAAGAAAGGGCACAAUAUACUGCUAGCACUGCCUAAUGGACAUGCAUCAGGGCCUCUUAUUAAGGAUGCAUCAUCUGUGUGGUUCUGGGAUACUCUCAUGCUUGGUGGGCGCCCUCUCAUCCCUAACCAUGCAACUUCGCAUACCACCUCUCACCCUGAUGACACUGAUGAUGCAUUGAGCCCGAGCCUGAAGCGCCAAAAGUGCUUUUCACAACAUGGAAAUCCAAUCAUGAUUAUUAUUCUUGUGUUCCGCAAACCAGAAAACCUGUCUUAGUUUCAGUAUUCUAAAUAACCUUUUGAAAACUCGUAUCUAUGACUAUGUUUUAGCAUCUGUUCCUUGGUUGUGUGAUUCUCAUAACCUGUUUUUGCAUUUCCUCAAAUUUGCUUCGGUUGUGUGAUUCUGAUAACACCUCUUUUAGCAAACUCAAAAAUCAUAUGCUAACUUCAGAAAUGUGAAUCAGUCCAGUUUCUCUUGAUGUUCAUCUUU